AUGGGUGGCGGGAUUUUUAAAUGCUGCAAGGAUGCAGUUGGGUUCGAGGUGAUAGAUUCCGAUGGCGAAGAAGACCCCUACGCAAGGGACAUCAUCAUACUGAGGAACAUGAUGAAUGGGGCCCCGUCCAUAUUUCUGGCCGUGACAAUCAGCUACCCUGAUGGCAAGGUCAGGGCCGUUGUUCCAGAAGGACAAAGUUUAGAUAGCACGUGCAUCAAGGACAUUGUGAAUUUUUUCAAGGGUAAAACAGGGGGUUUGGCGGAAAGGUUCGUCAAUUUGGGCCCUGGACUACCAAGAGAGAAAACAAAGCUGUUGGUUCAGAUUUUGUAUAAAUUCGCUUUAUUCUUUACAGGAGGGUGUGGGUAUGGAAAUGUCUCAGAGAGUUUAGGGGGCAUGGCAAACACCGCUCUGGCCUUACCAAAAAUUAUUGUUGGGGCCAGUGACGGUUGUGACGAUAUAUGGUACAUUCAAUUUGAUAUCACAAAGUUUUGA
This is a messenger RNA of Helobdella robusta, 492 nucleotides long. RefSeq lists its product as hypothetical. Bases 1 to 492 code for a protein of 163 amino acids. The transcript is spliced from 6 exons. The record is from RefSeq and is a predicted model, not a curated record. Lineage: Eukaryota; Metazoa; Annelida; Clitellata; Rhynchobdellida; Glossiphoniidae.